AUGAGCUUGUCCUUCCGCUGCCUCCUCUCCCUCAGCCACCUGAUCCUCACCAGCGCCCUGGCGCAACUGCCCCCCGGAGCGCAAGGCGGGCAGGCGGCCGGUGCCAGCAGCACCAGCAACACCUCUUCCGCUUCAUCACCUUCCUCCCCCCCCUCCUCGGGAGCCCAAGGAAACGGGCCGGAGAGAAGCAGCUUCCAGUGGAGCCCAUCCGGGCGCAGGACGGGCAGCCUCUACUGCAGGGUGGGCAUUGGCUUCCAUCUGCAGAUCCACCCGGAUGGCAAAGUCAACGGCUCCCAUGAGGCCAAUCUCUUAAGUAUUUUGGAAAUAUUUGCUGUGUCUCAGGGGAUUGUAGGAAUACGAGGAGUUUUCAGCAACAAAUUUUUAACGAUGUCAAAAAAAGGAAAACUCCAUGCAAGUGCCAAAUUUACAGAAGACUGCAAGUUCAGGGAGAGAUUUCAAGAAAACAGCUAUAACACGUAUGCCUCGGCAGUUUACAGGACCGAAAAGACUGGUAGAGAAUGGUAUGUGGCUUUGAACAAGAGGGGUAAAGCCAAAAGAGGCUGCAGUCCCCGGGUGAAACCCCAGCACAUCUCCACCCAUUUCCUUCCAAGGUUCAAACAGUCUGAGCAGCCAGAACUGUCUUUCACAGUCACUGUUCCUGAAAAGAAAAAGUCACCUGUCUCCACCCCAGCAAAACCAAAGGUUUCAUUGUCCGUGCCUCGGAAGAGCCCCAACACUGUUAAAUACAGGCUGAAGUUUCGUUUUGGAUAGCCGUUAAAAUGAUGGCUAGAGAGGAACACUUUUCCCAGGAGCUGAUGCGUGCAUGUGUGAGUCCUUGGCUUACAAUAGCAGAUAGGGCCUUGAUCGCACUUAGCUGCAUUAGGAGGUCAGACAGGGAAAUACCCAUUUGUUUCAGUUUGACCUCAGCCAAAUUGCUUUUUGAUAGUCAAGAGUGUUAACUGAACUGGAAUUCUUCAUCCAGCCCU
Messenger RNA from Gopherus evgoodei (Goodes thornscrub tortoise), 986 nucleotides. It is a transcript of the gene FGF5, whose product is annotated as fibroblast growth factor 5. Gene Ontology annotation, cellular component: cytoplasm. Lineage: Eukaryota; Metazoa; Chordata; Testudines; Testudinidae. The coding region runs from base 1 to 771 and encodes 256 amino acids. The record is from RefSeq and is a predicted model, not a curated record. Gene Ontology annotation, molecular function: growth factor activity; fibroblast growth factor receptor binding. Gene Ontology annotation, biological process: animal organ morphogenesis; regulation of cell migration; positive regulation of protein phosphorylation. The transcript is spliced from 3 exons.